AUGGCCGCCUCUUUUGGUAUCCCAUACGAUGCGAAGGCCGAUCCGCUCCGAGAGAUGAAGGCUUUCAAGGCAGCAAUGGUUGAUGCUAAAGCGAAUCCCGACUGGCGUACUGCUCGUUUCAUCGAACGUCAGCGAUGGAAUCCGUACUCUUUCGAGGGAGGGUCAACUUGUGCCAUAGCCGGUGAUAACUUCGCCAUCGUGGCUAGCGACUCCCGCAUGUCUCAAAUGGAAAUCAAUAUCCUUACUAGAGAUGCCGAAAAGGUUCAUGUGCUGAAUGACUCUGUCAUUCUGGCGACUUCUGGAUUCUACGGUGACGUGUUGCAACUGAAGCGAGUACUGCAGUCUCGUCUUCAUAAGUACCGCUUUGAUUAUCGUACUGACAUGAGCGUUGAUUUGAUGGCAGAACUUCUUGCUAGAAACCUGUACUAUAGACGUUUCUUUCCCUACUACACUGGUGCAAUUUUAGCUGGCAUUGAUGAAAACGGAAAAGGCGCAGUAUUCAGUUACGAUCCUAUCGGUUGCAUAGAACGAAUUGCAUAUGCUGCAACAGGUGCUGCUGAACCGAUGAUGAUACCGUUCCUCGACUGUCAAGUCGGUCAUGUCACGCUUGCCGAGGAAGCUGAACGUCCACCGCUCAAUCUGCAGCGUGCAGUUUCUCUCAUGAAGGAUGCAUUUCGUACUGCUGCCGAGCGAGAAAUUUCCACUGGUGACAAAAUUCACCUGGUUAUUGCUGAGGCUGGGAAACCUAUUCAACAGCUGCAUCUCCCCCUCCGUGAGGAUUGA
Molecule: messenger RNA, 783 nt
Organism: Necator americanus (New World hookworm)
Lineage: Eukaryota; Metazoa; Nematoda; Chromadorea; Rhabditida; Ancylostomatidae
Exons: 7
Coding region: 1-783 (260 amino acids)
Cellular component (GO): proteasome core complex
Source: RefSeq, a predicted model, not a curated record